AUGCCCGAAGUUGACAGAAGGCUUGAAUUUAAAGCGUGGGGAAAUGCACAACGUCACCCUUUCGCAAUUUAUGGAGAUUUUGAGGCGUUACUAAUAAAGACCGAUGAGCGCAGGGGUGAGAAUACGAGAAUAAUACAUAGGCAUAAACCUAUGAGUUAUGGUUUUGUAGUAAAGGCAUCUGAAGACGUACCGUUGGAGCUUAUUGAAAAAUUCAAUAUACCGACUUCUCCGGUUAUUUUUCGCGGUAGUGGUAAUCGAGAGGAGGUUGCAAGGCAUUUUGUAAAUAGUAUUGUAGAAGUAGGUUUAAAAAUUGAAGAGUUAUUAAAGACAAAUGUUCCUAUAUGUAUGAGUGAUGAAGAUACACGUAGGCAUAAUGAAAAUAAUCAGUGCAAUCUUUGUAAAUGUAUCCUUAAUAAAAAUGAUAAAGUCCGUGAUCAUUGUCACCUGUCCGGAAAAUUUAGGCAGACAUUAUGUUCUAAAUGUAAUAUUAGUUUACAACAGACUAAGUUCGUUCCAUGUUUUUUUCAUAAUUUAACUAAUUACGAUGCUCAUUUUAUAGUCACUGAAUUGGGGUAUGAUGCAAAAACAAUAAAAGUAAUUCCUAAUAGCGAGGAAAAAUUUAUAACAUUUUCAAAAUAUAUUAGCAAAUCGUUUACCAUACGAUUUGUAGACACGUGUAGGUUUAUGGCAACAAAGUUGGAGAAUUUAGCUAAAAAUCUUUUGACGCCAGAUUUUUCGAAAUUCUGUGAAACAUCUAAGCAUUUUUCUGCCGAGGAUAUGCCACUGGUUACCCGAAAGGGGGUAUACCCAUAUGAAUAUACGGAUGACUGGUCCAAGCUUGAGCAAACAACUUUGCCACCAAAGGAAGGCUUUUAUAGCUCAUUGACGGAAAAAAACAUUGAAGAUAGUGAAUAUCAGUUUGCAGCCGAGGUCUGGGAUCACUUUGGAUGUCAAACACUUGGCGAAUAUUCUGAUUUUUACUUGAAAAUUGAUGUGCUUUUACUGGCAGACAUUUUCGAAAAUUUUCGUGAUGUGUGUAUGAAAGCAUACAAUUUAGACCCGGCAUACUACUUUACCGCUCCUGCCUUUAGCUUUGACGCUAUGCUAAAGCAAACUGCAAUAAAGUUGGAAUUGUUGACUGACUAUGAUAUGUUGUUAGUGUGUGAAAAUGGUGAGUACCAACAUGGAUAA
Molecule: messenger RNA, 1191 nt
Organism: Macrosiphum euphorbiae (potato aphid)
Lineage: Eukaryota; Metazoa; Arthropoda; Insecta; Hemiptera; Aphididae
Source: the annotation of a GenBank genome assembly